CCGCGCCUGGCCCGCUGCGCUCCCGCUGCUCCGCCCGACCCCUGUCCCGAUCCCGAUCCCACUCCCGACCCCGACCUUAACCCCCGUCCCGGCCGCGAUCGCGGUCCCGGAGCGCCGUCAGUGCCGCCGGCGGCGGGGCCGGGCCAUGGCGGAGGGCGGUGCGUGGCUGCUGGUGCUCAGCGCCGUGUUCCUCUGCAACGCGCUCAAGAUCCUGCUGCCCUCCUGCUCCUCCAUCAUAUCCAGGUUGCUGCAGAAGGAUGCAGAGCAGGAAUCCCAGAUGAGAGCUGAAAUCCAGACCAUGAAGCAGGAGCUCGCCACCAUCAGCAUGAUGGAUGAGUUCGCCAGAUACGCCCGGCUGGAGAGGAAGAUCAACAAGAUGACUGACAAGCUCAAAACUCAUGUGAAAGCACGAACUGCCCAAUUAGCCAAAAUAAAGUGGGUUAUAAACAUUGUGUUCUACGUCUUACAGGCUGCCCUGAUGAUCUCCCUGAUUUGGAAGUACUACUCUGAGCCAGUGACUGUGCUGCCAAGCAAGUGGUUGGCUCCCCUGGAGAGGUUGGUGGCCUUCCCUACAGGGGUGGCAGGUGGGGUUGGAAUCACCUGCUGGCUCGUGGUCUGCAAUAAAGUUGUGGCCAUCAUGUUGCACCCCUUCAGCUGAAGGAAUCCCGGGAAUCCAACUGCAUUUUCACCAUUUUCCCUAUUUUAAAUUAAUUUAAAAAAAAAAAGGACAGUUGUUUUUCAUGAGACUGGAGACAAUCCUCGUUAUUCUGGUUGGAUAUCAGUCAGUGUUCCCUUGGAUUUCUCAGAAAGGGGUGGAUUUGGAAUUUAAGCUGGGAAUGGGCUGGCACUGGGAAUUAAUUUGGGCUCUUUGCUGUUUCUGUGCUGGUGGUUCCACUCCCAGCACGUUUGGUGGGUGCCAAAGGGCAGAGGGAGGAGGUUUGGUUGGCUCAGGGUAAAACAGAGUUUCCUUGGGAUUUUUUUACCCUAGAAUUGGGAUAUUCCUGGGCUCUCCUAAAAAAAUGAGCUAUUGGUAGAUGAGUUCAAUCAAUUUUUAUGUCUGUUAAAGACUCCCUUAGCCAAGCACAGGAUGGCUGGAUGCUUUUUCCUCCCUGACUUUUAAAAUUCACUGAUUUUUUUUUCCUGGUUUUAUUGAUAAUUGACCUUUCCUUCCUUGUUUUUUUCUGCUUCCCAAACAGGAUCACUGAAAUGAUUUAAUUCCACGUUUCACUGCAACUCUUUCCUUCCAUGUUUUGGGAGGGAAGGUCUGACCAACCUUCUCAAGCUCCAUUUUAAUAGAGUAGAAAAUGCUGUUCCUGCAGAGAUGAUCCUGAUUUAACUUCCCACUCUGGAAUUCCCACAGUGGAAAUGCAUCUCUUUUGUUAUUCCAGGUCUUUUUUGGGGCCAAGACCCCUCCAAAAUUAGCACUGCCUUUAGAAAUCAGGUCAAAAGGUCGUGUUAUGUUGUGUGUGUAUAUAUGGAUGAAAUGUUUGUUGUUUUUUUUAAUGUUAAUUUAAAAAUGGGGGGUUUAUAUUCAGAGUUACAUUGGGCCAACAUGCAAAAGAGAUACAUUAAGUAUCAAGGAUAAAAAAACGUUGUGAUUGAAUGUUAUGUGUUAGUACGGUUUUUAUUUAGGAAAUAAAGCUUUUCAAGCCA
This is a messenger RNA of Myiozetetes cayanensis, 1653 nucleotides long. It is a transcript of the gene GET1, whose product is annotated as guided entry of tail-anchored proteins factor 1. The record is from RefSeq and is a predicted model, not a curated record. NCBI's taxonomy places the organism in Eukaryota, Metazoa, Chordata, Aves, Passeriformes, Tyrannidae. Gene Ontology annotation, biological process: tail-anchored membrane protein insertion into ER membrane. The transcript is spliced from 5 exons. The coding region runs from base 146 to 658 and encodes 170 amino acids.